AUUUGACUUUAUUGUACAUUUAACAGAAGAGAAAGACAUGGACUUAGGCUAUGUCACAAUAAGUAGGCUACAUGAAACAAAAAAGGAUUGACAAACAUAUAAACAGUUUGACUUGGUUACCAUGGAAACAGGGGGAAAUGAAAUCAUGAUGAGAUAUAUUCACCCAUUCAUCCCCGUGUGCAGUGAGGCCAUGAAUGGGUGGUUAUCCCCCCCACCCCCCGGCUCCUGUUCCGCGGUUCACCUCCUCAGAAGCACCCGGCCUGUCGCAUCCUUUCCCUGGCAACGGGAGGAGGAGGCUGCCCGGGAUGAGGGAGGUCCCGCUGUCCCACGUGCCCUCCUCACCGCAGACACAUCUCUCUCCACUUCCCCGUGCCAUCGUUUCCGCAAACCGCAGAUUGACAUAUACAUCCUCACCCAUUUACACCCAAACUCUCCCACGGAGCGAUGCAUCCGAAGCGCGCACUCUCCCUUCCCCUCCAUAUUUCUGCACUGAUCAAUAAUUUCCGCCAUAGGUCCGGGUUAUGAUUCGCGUUUGAUCCUUCUGAUAUGCUCACCAAAGUCUCGGUGUCUGCCUGAGAAAGGGAGAGAGAGAAACACAGAGAGGGGGAGAGAUGAGAGGACCCGCAUCAUCAGAUGUUUAGCAGAUCCUAUCUCGCUCUUCGCCGUCAUUCCUGCUGUGCGGUUCUUGGUCUUUUUCCUCCCUACCGUCGGCCGAGUUCGUGACAUUGUUGCGGCUCUCGAUGUUGUAAUCCGGGGGAAUAUGUGAAGAUCAUGCUGGCGGUGUGGUGCUUCAUGGUCUUUGCUGCAGUGGGCGAGAGGCUUACGGUAUCAGGUGUGGACAGGAGCCCAGUGCAGGAUGGAGGCAUCUGGGACUGGUUCACCCCGGCAGGGCAGGCGGACAGCGGGGACACUGCCAUCGAGGUCACCUAUCCAAAGCGGCUGGUCCAAAAGAUCGAGUCGGAGGGGGAAAUGGCUCGUGACUACUUGGAUACCAGGGUGAAGAACAGCACUGAGAACAAUUUGCCUGUCCACUUGGCCCAGAGCUAUUUUCAAGUGGAAGCGUUUGGACACACCUUCACUCUGGACCUGGAACUAAACCAUCACCUCCUGUCUUCAGAAUAUGUGGAGCGGCACUUUAACCAUGAUGGCAGACCCUCACAGUCGAUGGGAGGAGAGCACUGCUACUACCAGGGAAGGUUACGAGGUUUACCCGAGUCCUGGGCAGCGCUCUCCACCUGCCACGGCCUGUGCGGCAUGUUCUCUGAUGGCUUCUUCUCUUACGGUAUUGAGCCUGUUCAAAAUGGAAGCAAUCAGGAGGAUGGUGCUCACUUAAUCCGCAGGAUGCCUGAUAUCAGACUUUCCCCUCACUGCACAGACUGUACAGAGGACAGUGAGUGGGAUAGCAGAGGAGGUGAUGGUGAUCACGACAGACCGGACCAAACCACAGAAGAGCAGGUGUUAGGGGGGCUGAGGCGAUCCAAGAGAUCUGUCCGCAAACCCUCUGUCCAGACUGAGACCAAAUAUAUUGAGUUGAUGGUGGUCAACGACAACGAAAUGUUUGUACAGCUGCGUCGCUCCAGCAGCCAAACCAAGAACUUUGCCAAAGCAGUGGUCAACAUGGCAGAUGCGAUCUACAAGGAACAGUUGAACACGCGGAUCGUGCUGGUUGCCAUGGAGACCUGGACCUCUAAAAAUAUGAUGCCAGUAAUGGAAGAUCCUUUGAUAACGCUGCAGAACUUCAUGAGAUACAGGAAGGACAACAUCAAAGAUCAAAGUGACCUCGCCCAACUUUUCUCAGGGCGUACAUUUCACAGUAGCCGCAGUGGGACGGCCUACACCGGGGGGGUGUGCUCUCUAACAAGAGGAGGGGGCAUCAACGAGUAUGGGAAUGUAGGAGCGAUGGCCAUCACUUUGUGCCAGAGUCUCGGCCAGAACAUCGGCAUGAGGUGGAACAACAUGCGCAACUCUGCAGGAGACUGCAGAUGUCCAGACGCCUGGCUGGGCUGCAUCAUGGAGGACACGGGAUACUAUCUUCCCAGAAAGUUCUCUCGCUGCAGUGUUGAUGAGUACAGCCAGUUCCUGCUCCAGGGGGGCGGGAGCUGCCUCUUCAACAAGCCAAACAAGCUGUUGGACCCUCCAGAGUGUGGGAAUGGCUUCGUGGAGCCGGGGGAAGAGUGUGAUUGUGGAUCCCAGGUGGAGUGCGCCCGUAGUGGAGGAGCCUGUUGUAAAAAGUGCACACUUACCCACGAUGCCAUGUGCAGUAACGGACUCUGCUGCAGCGGCUGCAAGUAUGAGCAGAGAGGCGUGGUGUGUCGAGAGGGUGUGAACGACUGUGAUAUCCCAGAGACCUGCACCGGAGACUCCAGCCAGUGUCCUCACAAUGUGCACAAGCUGGACGGCUACAUAUGUGAUACGAGUCAGGGCCGCUGUUACGGAGGACGAUGCAGGACUCGUGAUGGACAGUGUAGGGGCCUCUGGGGUUAUAAUUCAGCAGACAGGUUUUGUUAUGAGAAGCUGAACGCUGAGGGGACAGAGAAAGGAAACUGUGGUCCGGGACCUGAGGGCCAGGGCUGGCUGCAGUGCAACAAGCCGGAUGUUUUAUGCGGCUUCCUGUUCUGUGCCAACGUCACCAUGAAGCCAAAGUUCGGAGACCUGCAGGGGGAGGUGACCAGCUUCACCCUCUACCACCAGAACAAGUACUUGGACUGCAGAGCAGGCCAUGCUCUGCUGGAGGACGGCUCCGACCUGGGUUAUGUGGAGGACGGCGCCCCCUGCGGGCCCAACAUGAUGUGUCUGGAGCGACGCUGCCUUCCUGUGGCCGCGUUCAACCUCAGCACCUGCUCGGGAUCUACCUUUGGGCGCAUCUGCUCCGACCACGGGACCUGCAGUAAUGAAGUGAAGUGUAUCUGUGACAGGGACUACACAGGCAAGGACUGCAGUGUGUUCGACCCCAUCCCAGAGCCAACCGUCCCAACAGGCCCAGAGAAGAAAGGAACAUCCGGAGAGGAAGAUCUGGCGGUGGAUAAGAUGUGUCUGUCUCUCUGUCUGUCUGUCCUGUCUACUCCUGUCUUCCUCCUCGCACUGUGUCCUUUCCACAUCAGAGAAGAGGGAAACAAAAAAAAAGUCUUCCACAUCUUAAAUUUCUCCAAACCUCUAUUGAUUACCGUCUCCUCCUAUCGUCCGUCCUCCAUCCGGGCCCCGCGGAGCUCCAUUCACCAAACCAGCCAAUUCAGAAUUGUUGUGGCUGCUUCCAUCGUCGCCACCGAGGACUGUGUGUGGUCCCGAGCAGGGGGUCCGUCCCCUGAGACACACCGGGGUCUUCCUCCAGUCUGGUGGCCCUUACGGCCCGUCCACACAGCUAGAGCUUGUACUGGCAUAUGAUUCGAUUGGCUGACGCUUCCGCCGA
Molecule: messenger RNA, 3406 nt
Organism: Notothenia coriiceps (black rockcod)
Lineage: Eukaryota; Metazoa; Chordata; Actinopteri; Perciformes; Nototheniidae
Product: disintegrin and metalloproteinase domain-containing protein 11-like
Exons: 25
Coding region: 772-3381 (869 amino acids)
Biological process (GO): proteolysis
Molecular function (GO): metalloendopeptidase activity
Source: RefSeq, a predicted model, not a curated record